AUGGAGUCGAAGCAGGUGGGUGUUGUGGGUGCAGGUAUUAGCGGUCUAGUCACAUGCAAGUACCUUCUCCAAAAAGGUUUUCAGCCGGUGGUCUUCGAGGCCGGCCGGUCCAUCGGUGGAGUGUGGGCGAGCCCACUCGGUUCGACCCGGUUACAGACCCCUGCUGAACUUUACCAGUUCACCGACUUCCCGUGGCCGGAAUCGGUGACCGGGGCGCCCAACCACAAGCAAGUGAUGGAGUAUUUGGAAGCUUAUGCUCGCCGGUUUGACGUUAUAAGGCAUGUGAGGUUUGGGGAGAAGGUGGUGGGUUUGGAGUAUGUUGGACCGGACCAGGAGGAGAUGGAGGCCUGGGAUUUGUGGGGUGGAACUGGUGAUGGGUUCGCCGGAGCUGGGCGUGGAGUCUGGCAUGUCACCGUGGAGAAGGAAGAUGGGGCUAAGGAGGAGCAUGUUAUGGACUUUGUGGUCCUUUGCUUAGGAAGAUUUAGUGGACUCCCAAAAAUACCUAGCUUCUCUGAGAGUAAAGGUCCUGAGGCCUUUAAUGGUAAGGUAAUUCACUCCAUGGACUUAGCCAAAAUGGGAAGCAGUGUUGCAGCUGAAUUUGUGAAAGGGAAGCGAAUCAUUGUCAUCGGUUUUCUUAAAUCAGCUCUUGAUGUUGCUGCAGAAUGUGCUGAUAUCAAUGGUGUGGAGCUUCCUUGCACGAUGAUUGUUCGAACUAAACGAUGGAACUUACCAGAUUUCUCAGCCUGGGGCGUCUCCUUCGGUUACUAUUACUUUAAUCGCUUCUCAGAGCUACUCUUUCAUAAGCCAGGAGAAGGAAUCAUGCUAAGCCUCUUGGCAACACUACUUUCUCCUUUAAGAUGGGUUAUAUCUAAGUUUGUUGAGAGCUACAUCAAGAAAAUCACCCCAAUAAAGAAGUAUGGAAUGGUUCCGGACCACAGCUUCUUUCAAGCUAUGAGUUCCUCCUUAUUUGCUUUACUACCUGAAAAUUUCUAUGAGAGAGUGAAAAAUGAGAGCAUUAUUCUCAAAAAUUCAAAAAGCUUUGAGUUCUGCAAGGAUGGCAUAAUCCUGGAAGGUGAAUCUAUGCCCAUAAAAGCUGAUCUAGUGAUAUUUGCUACUGGCUUUAAGGGGGAUGAGAAGCUUCGAAACAUCUUUGAAUCUCCAUCACUUAAGAAGAUUGUGACAGGCUCAUUGGAAAAUACAGUUCCACUUUAUAGAGAAUGCAUAAAUCCAAGGAUUCCACAAAUGGCAAUAAUUGGAUACUCAGAGAGCUUGUCAAAUUUAUAUACUUCAGAGAUCAGAGCAAUGUGGCUAACACAUCUUCUUGAUGGAGGAUUUCAUCUCCCGAGCAUAAAAUUGAUGGAAGAAGACAUGAAAAAAUGGGAUAAAUACAUGAAGGAAUACAGUCAUGAGUAUUAUAGGAGAUCUAGCAUAGGGAUCAUACAUAUAUGGUAUAAUGAUCAACUCUGUAAAGAUAUGGGUUACAAUCCUAAGAGAAAAAAAGGGUUCUUCUCUGAAUUAUUCAUGCCUUAUGGACCAAAUGAUUAUAUUGGUCUUAGGUCUAAAAAGAAAUGAUAAUAUCUCUCUAAGAUCAUUGCAAGGAACCAAUAAUGAUAUCAAUGUUGAUUAUCAGCUUCAGUAAUGUCUCCUUCAUAUAAGGAUAUGAAUGUUGUUUAGAUUGAAUGGCUACUCAAUGGGCUUAAAGGAAUAAAAGCUAAUGAUAUUAUCAGAA
Molecule: messenger RNA, 1729 nt
Organism: Dendrobium catenatum
Lineage: Eukaryota; Viridiplantae; Streptophyta; Magnoliopsida; Asparagales; Orchidaceae
Product: probable flavin-containing monooxygenase 1
Exons: 5
Coding region: 1-1572 (523 amino acids)
Molecular function (GO): N,N-dimethylaniline monooxygenase activity; flavin adenine dinucleotide binding; NADP binding
Source: RefSeq, a predicted model, not a curated record